AUUAUCAGUAGAAAUUGUCAACACACGGAGUCAACAGUUUGUGUAUGCGGUUAACUAUCGACUACACCUAUGUAUAUGUAACCCUAUACAAAUACAUAACACUGAUUAAAAAGUUAUUGACCUGAAUUAUCGCUGUAUUUAUUGUCUCGACUGAGUAUCGCAACGCGAGGAAAUUGUGUGAAACCUGGCAAAAGGCGGGAUUAAAAAUGAGUCACACCACGAACGAGAUGCCGAAGUAUUACCAACAGAAUGGAGUGGAAUUCGAGGAAGAUGAAUUUGGACUGUUUACUAGUACGCUUACCGGGCAAUCGUCUGCGGUAAGGAGAUUUACUUGGAGGAAUUCCAAUAAUGUUACUGUGCAAGUAAUCACAUAUGGAGCGACGAUAACAUCCAUCAAAAUUCCUAGUGAAAAUGGUACAGUGGAUGAUAUCGUUAUGGGAUUCAAUGAUAUGGAAGGUUAUUUGAAUAAACUCAAUCCUUACUUCGGGGCCACCGUAGGAAGAGUGGCUAACAGAGUUGGCUACGCCACAAUAACAAUAGACAACGUAACCUACAACGUUUCGGCUAAUUUGGGAAAACAUCAGCUUCAUGGCGGUUUCCAGGGAUUCGACAAAGUCAACUUGAACUACUACGUAUGCGGCACUAAAGUUGUGUUCAGUUAUUUGUCACGAGACGGCGAGGAAGGUUAUCCGGGAGACGUAUUGGUCAAUGUCAGCUACGAGUUGACUAACAAUAACGAGUUUUUGGUGGACUUUAAGGCCACAUCUAGCAAACCGACGUUUGUGAAUCUGACGAAUCACUCUUACUUUAAUCUGGCAGGACACAAUAAAGGAGCAGAGGAGAUGUACAAGCACGUGAUUUCGAUCAAUGCCGACUACACUACUGAUGUUGAUGAUAAUUCGAUUCCGUCAGGAAAAUUAUUGCCUGUGGCCGACACAAUCUUCGACUUAAGAAUCCCGAAGGUCCUAGGGGACGUAAUCCACAAAAUACCCGGGUACGACGGUUACGAUCACAAUUUCUGUGUAAACAAGGGCUCGCUACAAGAAAAUACUUUCGUAGCAAGGGCCGUCCAUCCCCCUAGCGGUAGGGCCAUGGAGAUAUACAGCAACCAACCGGGUGUCCAGUUUUACUGCUCGAAUUCCAUUCCGGAAGAUCCGAAAAAAUUUAAAGGAGACGUUACUAAUCUGCAGAAGUUGAUCGGUAAGGAGGGUAGAUAUUACAAGCACGGAGCUUUCUGUUGUGAGACUCAGAACUGGCCGGACGCUGUAAAUCACAAAAAUUUCCCUCCAGCCGUCCUGUAUCCAGGACAAACGUAUCACCACACUGUAACUUAUAAGUUCUUUGUAAACAAAUGAAUCAAAUAUUACCGAUGUUCCGAAAUUGUAUUAAAAUAAAGAGCAAAAUAAAUUCAA
Molecule: messenger RNA, 1412 nt
Organism: Anoplophora glabripennis (Asian longhorned beetle)
Lineage: Eukaryota; Metazoa; Arthropoda; Insecta; Coleoptera; Cerambycidae
Product: aldose 1-epimerase
Exons: 5
Coding region: 207-1355 (382 amino acids)
Biological process (GO): beta-D-galactose catabolic process via UDP-galactose, Leloir pathway; glucose metabolic process
Molecular function (GO): carbohydrate binding; aldose 1-epimerase activity
Source: RefSeq, a predicted model, not a curated record